GUUCUAUUAUCAAUUUGAAUACCGUUAUUUUGAAUUUGGCUAUAUUGUUGUCAAUUUGAACACCGUCGUUUUGAAUUUGAUUAUAUUGUUGUCAAUUUAUCAUUUUGAACGCUGUCGUAUUGAAUUUGCUUAUAUUGCUCUCAAUUUGAAGAAUUUGGUUAUAUUAUGUGAAAAAAAUUUGUGUUUCACUGUAAAAAAGAAAACCACACCGCUUAUUUGCAGCAACAGUUAAAGAAAAUAAAAAAAAAAAUGGCAGCAGCAAUAUUAUUAGGAACUUACGUGCAGGGACAAGAGAAAAUCAAUUUACUUGCAGGGACAAGAGAAAAAUAGUGGGUGCAUUAAUUACUCUUUAUCCUGUUCAAAGCAAUCUUGACCUUCUAAAAUGGCUGAAGGCCUGCAACAUACACGCGCAAUGGGUGAUGAUGAAACCACCGUCAACAGCCAAUAUCUUCCUUCUCCGAUUACCGACGACGUACCUUCGAAGCAGCUGCCGGAAGAACUCAUCGUUGAUAUCCUUUUGAAGCUUCCGGUGAGAUCCCUCCUUCAAUGUAAGUGCGUUUGCAAAUCUUGGAAAACCCUAAUCUCUAAUCCCCAAUUCACAAAAACCCACUUUCUUAACUCUAUCGAUUCUCCACAAUUGUUCUCUAGCGGAAUCGGAGUCCGCCGUAAUCCUAACGAAAUAUUAUCUUACCCUGUUAAACCAUUGUUGGAAAAUCCAUCAAACUCGAUUACACCACUUAACUUCAGCAUGGAACACUGUUAUGAUAUUCUUGGUUCAUGUAAUGGGUUGCUUUGUUUGUAUGAUAUUUAUCAACAUAAUUUCACAUUAUGGAAUCCUUCUAUCAAUUUGAAAUCCAAAACAUCUCCAACCAUUAUUUUAUCUGAUACUGAAAUUAUCAUUGAUUAUGGUUUUGGCUAUGAUCAAAUUAAUGACAAGUACAAGGUGCUAGUGUUUGUGCUACAUGAGUAUGAGAAAACUGCAAGAAUUUAUACAUUUGGUGAAAAUAUUUGGAAUACUUUUCCAAAUUUCCCUUGUUAUCUUAACAGUCAAUUAGGUAUAUAUUUGAGUGGCACUUUGAAUUGGAUAGGUAAUAAAGAUAAUGAAUAUGUGCUUAUUUCCAUUGAUCUUGAGAAGGAAAUUUAUGGAGAAGUGUUGCUGCCCCGACAUGAUGAUGCUGACAAUGUUCGCAGUACUCACUUGAGUGUUUUGAGUGACUGCCUUUGUGUGAGUUUUGAUUAUAAAACUCAUUGGACUGUGUGGAUGAUGAAAGAGUAUGGAGUUGCUGAGUCAUGGACUAAAUUGAUGAUCAUCCCUCAGCAGGAGUUUAAGUUAAUUUGGAAGCCCUUGUUCAUGUCAGAAAAUGGUGCUGUUCUGGUGAGGACAAUGCGAACAGCAGGUUCCACACUUGUCCGGUAUGACUUAAAUAAUGGUCAGAUUGAUUGUCUUGCGAUUUUGGUCAACCUCGGGAAGGUGAUUAUUCACCAUGAGAGUCUAAUUUCGCCACAACGGUAAUCUAAAGUUGAGACAAAUGACAAAUCAAAGUAGUAUAGGAAGUGCUCCUUACAAGUAACUUAUCCUAAACAAGGAGAAAGACAUAAAGCUGCAACACCAUUCCUGAAGGAUUUAAAAGCAAGCUACAUGAUGAUAGUCCAUAACCACCACUAUGUACCUUGCUAAGUUUACUGUUAAGUUGUUACAAAAUUUGCUUUACAAAUUUCAUUCUAGGUGAAGAGAUUAUGUUUAAGUUGAUUUCAUGUUUGAUAGUUGAUUUGGGUUGUACUUUAAGUGAUUAUCAAAGUAACAGAGACAGCACAGAGCUGUGUUUGUACUUAAAAACUGCUUGUUUUAAUAAUUUUUUUAAGUUGAA
Molecule: messenger RNA, 1868 nt
Organism: Medicago truncatula (barrel medic)
Lineage: Eukaryota; Viridiplantae; Streptophyta; Magnoliopsida; Fabales; Fabaceae
Product: F-box/kelch-repeat protein At3g23880
Exons: 2
Coding region: 383-1513 (376 amino acids)
Molecular function (GO): protein binding
Source: RefSeq, a predicted model, not a curated record